Molecule: messenger RNA, 3997 nt
Organism: Malurus melanocephalus (red-backed fairy wren)
Lineage: Eukaryota; Metazoa; Chordata; Aves; Passeriformes; Maluridae
Gene: ATOSB
Product: atos homolog B
Exons: 11
Coding region: 603-2468 (621 amino acids)
Source: RefSeq, a predicted model, not a curated record
CCCGGAAGGAGCAGAGGAGCCGCGCACAGUCGGGGCCGCGGCGGCGGCGGCGAAGGGGGCGCUGGUGACCCAAGACAGCUGGAACAAGUCACCCCAAGGCCACACUGCGAGUGCUGACAACUGAGAGCUGCCUUCUCUGUCUUCUUCAGCCCCACACCCAGGCAUCAAAGCUGCAAGGCCCAUGGAUUAUGACCACAGGGGAGCUGUGUUGCAUCUGCAAAUCUGUGUUGUGCAUUAAGGGCACAUCUGAACAGAGCUGCUGUGGACACUGAAGAGCUGGAGAGGACGUUGCAGAGGUUCGGAGGCACACCGUGAUGGUGGGAGCCAUUCCACGGCAGCCACGCCGCUUCUGGGGGGUGCCUGAYUGGCAGGUGUCUUCAGCUAAUUGUGCCAACGACUGCCUGCUGCGGGGCAGGGAGGUUAAUCCGGAGCARAGCAGGGUCCUGCUGCAGAGGGAUGGUGUGCUGCAGAGCACCUCAUAGUAGAAGGCUCACACAGAGAUCCUGAGUGAGAGGGGGUCCUGCCCUUACACCCUGACCUGUGGCACUUUACAGUCCCCCUCCUGCAUGGGCUCUGCUCGGAGUCCCAGCAAGUGAGGCUCCAUGCGGCACAUCCACACAGAGACGUCUCUGCCCCCGGAGCACAGCACAGACCCCAGCCUGUCCCGGCCCAGCAGGGAAACGCCCUUGGAGCCUUCCUCGCAGUGCUGCACCCACCGCAACAUCCUCAUGGGCUACAACGAGACAGAGAUCAAACGCCAGAAGGUUUACCAGGUGUCCAUCUUCUCCCAUCUCUCCAGCUCCUCUGAGAGCACGGAGCAGAGGGCAGGCACCCGGCCAGCUGUCAAGAGGGGAUACCCCGAGCAGCGAACUCCAGAGGGGGGACGAGAUCCCAAACGAACUCACUGGGUUGACAGGGGGGUGGAUGGGGGCCCUGGGCAGCCUUCCCUGGAUGAUGACGAUACCUUUGAGGAUGGUCUGCUGGUGGAGGAGCUCUCUCUCUGUGGCUCUGCCCAGCACUUCUCCCACAGUGGGCUGCGAGUGGUGGAGCACCGCUGUGAGGGCAGCCCUAGCCACAGCCCCAAGGCUAGCAGAGAGGACAAGUUGCAGGAUAUCUCCACUUCCUCCUCCUCCUCCUCCUCUUUCCCUUCUUCCUCCUCCUCUUUCUCCUCCUCCUCCUCCUCCUGGCCCCGGCACAUUGCUUGCAGUACUUUGCACAUGCGAGACAGUUGCCCUGUCUCAUCAGGGGAUCAGCCCAUAGACUAUGGAGAGAAUGGGGAGCCGGCAAGUGGCCACAAUGUACUUCAUCUUGAAUUGCACGGUAUUGCACAAACAACCCAGUUGGACUCUGGUGGGAAGAGAGAGAAGCCAGGGAGCAGCCCAGCUCACACCAGCAGGGCUAGUGGAGAAGCAGACAGGCCAGCAGUGACCAAUGGGUGCAGGGAGCCCCCAGCUCCACAGACAGUACUCAGCCCUGAGCCCAGCAACCUGAGCUCCCAGGAGAUGACGCCCUGUGGGAGCAGCCAGCUCUGCAGCACUUGCCCAGCCAAAAGGAAGUUGCUGCCUGCUGGCGAGGUCAUGGCCGACUCCUGCUCUGAGGAUGAGAGCCUGUCCCCACCAGCAAGAAAGAAGAGGGUCCUGCCAUGCCAUCCAGUACCCACAGCCUGCCGCAGCACUGAUGCCAAGGGAGCUCCAUUCUGGAAUCACCUGCUUCCUGCAGCCAAGAGCUCUGCAGAUUGCACUGCGGUCGGGAGGAGACUGAAGAGUGGGCUGCGCCUCAAAUCGCGACAUCUCCGGACCAGCCUCCGGAGGGGCACCAGGUCCCCCUCAGCUCCCUGGGCCACCACCACUGUCAGCCAUGCUCUGCUGGGCAACUUUGAGGAGUCCAUCCUGAAAGGGCGCUUUGCACCAUCGGGGAGGAUCGAGGGUUUCACGGCAGAGAUAGGUGCCAGUGGCUCCUACUGUCCCCAGCAUGUCACCCUGCCUGUCGACGUCACCUACUUUGACAUCUCUGAACACAGCGCGCCCUCGCCUUUCCUGGGAGUGAUUGACUUGGAGGCCUUGGGAAAGAAGGGUUACAGUGUCCCCAAAGCUGGAACCAUCCAAGUGACCUUAUUUAACCCCAACAAGACUGUGGUGAAGAUGUUCUUGGUGACAUACGACUUCCAGGACAUGCCGGCCAACCACAUGACCUUCCUACGCCAUCGCAUCUUCCUGGUGCCCGUGGGGGAGGAGGAGGGGUCUGCAGUGGCCCCCAGCGACCCACUGGGCACCAGCCCACCCCGCAGGGUCCUCUGCUACCUGAUGCAUCUGAGGUUUCACAGCUCCAAGUCGGGGAAGAUCUACCUUCAUGACGACAUCCGGCUGCUUUUCUCCCGCAAGUCGAUCGAGGUGGAUUCGGGGAUCCCCUACGAACUGAAAUCCUUCACAGAGAUGCCCAGGAACCCCUGCUACUCACCCCGGGCCUGACCUCCUUCAUCCCCCCGCUCCCCAGGGCCACUGGGGAGCCUCCAGCCCAGCACUUAGGGGAGAGAGAGAUGAGUAAAGGGCCAACAAGCACUGCUUUGAGAUACCACCCACCCUCUUGACCAGCACGGACACCACGCUCUGCAGCAGGGCGAGGAUCACCCCAGAGGGGCAGGGGCUGAGGAGCAGUCCUGGCACUCCGGGGACAUGCCCAAGCCUUCUGCUGGCACUGUCCCAGCUUGGAGACUUGGGCUGUGGCUGAGGUGGGUGGGUGGGGAGUGAAGACUUGACCUGGGGCUGUGGGUAAGACGACCCGCACUGGUCCCAGGUCUGGGAACAGAAAGUGUGGAAGAGUUUGUAUUUAUUAGUAUUUAUCGUUGCUGGGAGCACAGAGGAGGCUUGUGCAGAGGAUCAGAGGUGCUGUGCUUGUUCUUCCCCACAGCCCUGCCUGCUCUGGGCUGCCCGUGUUGGGGCAGGGCUGUGGGGACUGCAAGGGUGACUAGGGCCAGGAACACCUCAGCCCAUGGAAGGGAGAGUGACACRCUGCUCACCCAGGGUGACACACAGCUCCCAGACCAGGGCUGAGUUAAAAGCCCUGUGACAGACUCAGCCUUGCUAGCACCAGCUCUGCAGGGCCAGUCCAACUCCAAGCAGCUUGGGGUUGUACUGGGCUUGUCUUCUGAGUGUUCUAGAGGAAGCCAGACCCUAAGAGGCCUGUGGCUGUCGAGGAAGUGGCCACUGCCAGGUUCUUGAAGGUAAGAGACACAGCUGUCACGUGGAUGGGGACCUGGGGCUCUGUGCAGGAAUAUGGGGAUAGCCCUCUGGGCAAGAGCCUCCAGAGCACGUGUGCUGUGGAUCUGAGAAGAUUGCCAAAAAAAAAAGGAACCUUGCACUGUCUGCGGGUGUUGGGUGAAUCCCAUGCAGGAGGCAGCUUUGGCAGAGGUCUGCCGGCAGCGUGAUAAUGUGCAGGAGGAUGGGGAGGAGUCCCAGCUUAAUCCCUGGGAAGCAAGGAAGCAACAGAGGACAUCAGACUCUGGGAAUUGGGCUGGAUCCUCAAGAGCAGAACUGGGGAUGAUCCAGAAAGGGGAAGGGGUUUAGGGUAAAAAAAGCUUGCACAUCCGUGUCUGUAUCACCCUUCUGCCCACUGGGGAGCCUCAGCCCCUCUGUCAGAGGGAGGAAGAGGGGGACAGGCCCCCGAUCCCAUCAAUCCUCGGCCUGGGGCUGAGACUCUGUGUGUGUGUGUGGGGGUGGGCCAGGAUGGGGGCUGUGUGGGCGAGCUCCUGCUCUCUCCUGCCCGGUGGGGGCCGAGGGCUCUGGCCCUGCAGCACUGGGGGGAUGGAGGCCCUGAACCCCUCUCACACCGGGGGUUACUACGCCCAGACCCGAGUCCCUGAACCCCUCAACACGACAUCUGCAUCGUCCCCCAGCCGAGGUCUGAAUCCCCCCCAAACACCGGGGGGUCUGAAUCCCCCCCAAACACCGGGGUUCGCUCCCCACACCGCCCUGGGCCGCGGGUCCCGGGCCCGCCAUGA